UGCGGCGGCGGCCGAUGACGGGGGGGUGACGCGGCGGAAGCGCGUCGCGGCGUCGCCUUCCGCUGCCCGCCCGGCCCAAGGUGCCUGCGGAGCUCGGCGGGGCCGGCGGGGCCGUCCGUGGGCGCCGCGCGCCAUGAUGGUGGGCAGGACCAGCGCCAUCGCCGCGGGGCUCUGCGGGGCGCUCUUCAUCGGGUACUGCAUCUACUUCGACCGCAAGCGGCGCAGCGACCCCAACUUCAAGAGCCGGCUGCGGGAGCGAAGGAAGAAACAGAAGCUUGCCAAAGAGAGAGCAGGGCUUUCCAAGUUGCCUGAUCUGAAAGAUGCUGAAGCAGUUCAGAAGUUUUUUCUUGAGGAGAUCCAGCUUGGCGAGGAACUACUAGCUCAAGGUGAAUAUGAGAAAGGUGUUGAUCACUUGACCAAUGCCAUUGCUGUGUGUGGACAGCCGCAGCAGCUACUACAAGUUCUACAGCAGACUCUUCCACCACCAGUGUUUCAAAUGCUUCUAACUAAGCUCCCUACAAUAAGCCAGAGAAUUGUAAGUGCACAGUGCUUGGCUGAAGAUGAUGUUGAAUGAGGUCACACCACAACAGGGGGAAAAAGUGUUUUCUUACCCCAGAAGAUGAGCAUCAGUAGGGGGAUAAAGGGGCAAACAUAGUAGUUAAUGGACUGUGUACCACAUCGGGUUCUACCAGAGUUAAAUUAACUUUGUGUAGGUGGGUUUCGCAGGAUUUUAUUUAUUACCCCAGUGAAAAGUGUAUUUUGAUAAGAAUUCAUUUUAUAAAUACACUGUGUUGAGUUAUCAAAGUAUCACUAACUUCAUUAUUAAAAUAUGCAGUUGUAAUGUUGUACAUAUAAAGACAUAAAACUACAACCUAUUGAAAACCCAAUGCUCAUUUUUGAAAAAAACAAAGCAAAGUUAUGGCAAUAAAGAUUUAUCUGCA
Molecule: messenger RNA, 941 nt
Organism: Cygnus atratus (black swan)
Lineage: Eukaryota; Metazoa; Chordata; Aves; Anseriformes; Anatidae
Gene: TOMM20
Product: translocase of outer mitochondrial membrane 20
Exons: 5
Coding region: 134-574 (146 amino acids)
Biological process (GO): protein targeting; tRNA import into mitochondrion; protein import into mitochondrial matrix
Cellular component (GO): mitochondrial outer membrane translocase complex; mitochondrial outer membrane
Molecular function (GO): transmembrane protein transporter activity
Source: RefSeq, a predicted model, not a curated record